Molecule: messenger RNA, 5901 nt
Organism: Liolophura sinensis
Lineage: Eukaryota; Metazoa; Mollusca; Polyplacophora; Chitonida; Chitonidae
Product: serine/arginine repetitive matrix protein 2-like
Exons: 12
Coding region: 171-1856 (561 amino acids)
Molecular function (GO): mRNA binding
Source: RefSeq, a predicted model, not a curated record
GAGUUACGAUGGUUGACGUACGUCGCCAAUCCGAUUAGUAUUUUUAGUCAUAAACUGAACAGCAAAACAAACCUGUGAUCCCGGCUGAGCAUAUAUUUGGGGUCUGUCCGAAGAUCUUUUUUGAGAACACCGCAUAUUCUCUGGUUUCAGUGAACUAAAGGCCCCUAACCAUGUAUAAUGGUAUUGGGUUAACUACUGCCCGGGGUAGUGGCACCAAUGGCUUCGUGCAGCGAAAUCUCUCAUUUGUCCGCAAACACAAGGAUCGAGUGGACUACAAGACAGAGGAAGAGCUCAAAAAACUGGACCAAUCACUGAUGAAAAAGCCUAACAGAGAAAUACUGGAUCAUGAACGGAAGAGGAAAGUGGAGCUGAAGUGCAUGGAGAUGCAUGAACUCAUGGAGGAGCAAGGAUAUCCGUCAGAUGAAAUUGAAAAGAAAGUCUCUACGUUUCGCAAGAUGCUCAUGGAGAAGGAAGGUGUUUCAGAGUCUGUGGACAAAGAUGAUUUUGGACGCCCAGUAGCGAAGGAAACCCAUCAGUUGGCCGAGGCAAAUGAAGAAAAGAACGCUCGCCUCAAAGCUGCGUUUGGACUCUCUGACAGCUAUGUUGAUGGCAGCUCCUUUGAUCCAGACAGAAAAGCCAAAGAGCAGGCGGCUCGUGCUAAAGAGGAAGCUGCCCGAGCUUUGGCCAUGGCACAGAAAAGCUACAGUAUUGUGAGAGAAUCAAGUUCUGAGUCCCGGUCCCCCUCACCAGUGAAGAAAAAGAAGAAAUCCAGAGAGCAAAGUUCCUCCCCAGAGCGUAAAAGCAAGAAAAAGAAGUCCAGGAAACACAGGAGUGAGCGGACCGAGAGUAGAAGACAUAAGCACAGUAAGGAGAAAAGAAAGCACAGGAAAAAAUCUCAUCAUGAAUCAAGUGAAAAGAAAAGUAAGAGACGGCGGAGAAGAGAGGAAUCCUCAAGCUCAGACUCUGACAGUGACUCCAACUCUGGCUCUAACUCUGAUGGGUCUGCGUCUGACUCCUCCCCAGAGAGAGUGGCACCUGAAGGCGGGAAGUCUGCAGUGCGAGGAAGGGAGACUGAGCGGAAUCAGAGAGCACCCUCCUCUGGAGCCUCGGCCAGCCCUUCAUCAAAAAAGACAAAGUCAGUUCACUCUGGCCAGUCUCCUCCAAAGAAUGGUAAAAGGCAAAACUCUCGAUCCUUAAGUUACUCGCCGGCUGAGCGACACAGAGCAAGGGAGACAACCCCGCUCAGAGUCCCUUCAUCCACUUCUAGACACAGAUCUCCAUCACCGGUCAAGGACUCCAGGGCAAGGUCAAGGUCAGUCUCUCCUAAGAGAGUGGUCGAGAGAGAACAGAGGUCAAAGGAUAAAAGCCAUCGCAGGUCGAGGUCAAGAAGCUAUUCCCCAGAAAGGAGCAGGAGUCGAUCUCUUUCCUACUCUCCCUCAUCCAAGCGCCGCAAACGCUCCAAAUCAUACUCGCCCGAGAAGCGCCGCAAACGCUCCAAAUCAUAUUCGCCUGAGAAGCGCCGCAAAAGAUCCCGAUCUCGCAGCCACAGGAGGAGCUACAGCCGGGAGCGAUCUCGUAGUGCCAGUCACAGCAAGACUUCGCCCAGGAGCCGAGGGUCGCGCAGCCCAUCCAUCAGGCGCCGCAGAGGCUCGCCAAGUCACCUGGAUAAGAGGAGGAUAACCAGUGCUCGAAAACGCCCCGUGCCCUAUUAUCGCCCCACUCCCCCGUCACCCAGUUCCCUGAGCAGCGGGUCAUAUGGAGGGUCACGCUCCCCAAGCAGGCCACGAUUUCACAGCCGCAGUCGCAGCCGUACUCGCAACAGAAGCUGGAGUUAUGACAUCUACAGUCGCCGGUGAACAUGACAGUGCCAUGAACACAUAAACCAUUAAAGGGUCAUUUGCAAAUGUUCACAUGAUAUUAUUACUACACCCGUUGCUGUAUUGGACCAGCGCUGGUAAUGUGAUGACAGCCCCUUAGUGCAAAAAUGUCAUGAAUGUGCUUCAUAUAGUUCGGUAAAUGUCACUUGAUCAGACACAGUUGAAAUCAUCAUUUGUUUUUGCUACUGUAAGACUGGUCACUUGUAAAUGAUGCUGAGUAUCACUAAACUCUGCACCUAGAGCAGCUUGAAAUGUUGACAGCAUCCAUACCAGAUUAGAUACUUUUUGGGGACUUUUGGAACCUUUCAAAAACCCGAACUGUUGGUAUGGAUUUAUGUUGUUUGGUUGCUAUUGAAAAAUUUUGAAGACCAAUUUUGAAGCCAUUCUAGGAAACUAGUAGUUUUGGACAUCAUGAUCAUGUGACAUGGAUUCAGCAUGGCGGUUGUGUUGUCAUGGCAACUGUUCUAUUGUGAUGAGAUUUUCCUGUGCUUUCACUCCAUGAAGGAGGAGAUAAUUAAUAUAUUACUCUUUUGUUUAUCACAAACAUUGUAAGAACGUGUUGUAAAUUUUAUAUAAAGUUUGUAAAAGGAUAGGAUACAUGUAUGCAGUGUUUCUGGCCUUUUGUUUGUUUUGAGGAAGCCAAGCUUCCAACUGAACAACUCUUAUAUACAGUUUCUCUGCUAUAGUUCUUCUGUUCUGCUCACAGAAGUUAUGUCCCCUUGGAUUUGAGAUUAUGUUCUUUUGCCAUUUACUUCCGAGCUUAACCUGAAUAUGGUAUUUGAAUUUUUUUGUACAUGUAGGUAUUUAAUUUUCACUAAGACUUCAAACUUCAAAUUCUCUCCUCUUUGACAAGAUUAAAACUACAGGCAUAUUUAACUAUUGACAGUCAGUAAGCAGUUGGAAUAUAACCUUAAUUUCAUCCCCAAGUUAAGAUGGUUUUAUGUGUAUGUUUUAACCGCGAAAAAAUGUUGUCCAGAUUAUUGUUCAGAACCAAAACAUACAUGUACCAUAAAAACUGUAACACAGUGUUAGUGAUAGCGGGGAAUUCUUUAUACAGUCACCUGGGAUUGAAAUCUAAGCUUUGUAGAUAAGUGCAUGUAACAGGUAAAUGUUCCUCCGCAAUCGCCUUUAUUGACGUCAGUUAUCUCAGUGUCAGUUUCAUGUCAGUUUCACUCACCAUGCAGUGGUUUGCCAACUUAUUGUAUUCAUUGCAACUGCUGAAGAAAUGCAUUAUACUACAGGUAUAUAGAUCUUUGCCAAUAUCAAAAAUCCUUACAAUUGUAUGAUAGUUGCCCUCACAACCUUCAGUAAAUCUGUUGUAAAAUAUACUUGAGUGUGGCAUUAUAACACCAAUCAAUCAAGCAAGCAAUCAGUUUACAUCACUUUGAUUUGCUGUUCUGCUUGGCAGGGAGUUUUUCCAAUCCUUAACUUGCAAUCCUGUGUACAAGGUGAUAAGGAUGACACAGGCGCUCUGGUCAGGAAAUCACGAUCUAAUUGUUACACUACCUCAUAUGAGUUUAUCACUUUGCUGGAUUCGUGUUUCAAAGGUCAUUUUUUUCACGUCCAUAUCUUGUAGUCUCUGCAAGAUGACAGAAUUCUGUGGUCUAGAGUUUGUGAUCAGAUUGUUGGAAUUCUUUCAUUUAACAAGAGUAUGUUAAAGUUUCAUGCAAGUUAUUGAAUAUUUCAAACUCAUCGAUCUUCAUACUUUGUACCUGAAUCUCACAAUCUGUUACUGUUGGCCCAAGGGUAGGAGAUGAGCACAUGUUGUUGUUGUUUCUUUUUUGCUCUGUUUUUUUUCUUUUGUCAUUGUAAAUAUAUUUUUGAUGAUAUUCCUUAUGAUUAUCAGUUUGAACUGUAACACAGUUUGUUAUUAGUUAUGUCAUCAUUCAUAUUAAGUACAUGUAACAUCUAUCAUUGCACAAGUAUAGCAUAUUUGACAGCGACACCAUAUCUGGCUACAGAGUCCUGGGUACUAGCUAUUCCACAAGGUCAUCUUAAGCUAGUAAAGUUGAUUAAAACUGUCAUAACUACACGUUACGGUUUGCCAAUGGUAGUUACAAAGAACUUCAACUACAAUCACUUUGUGGAACAGGCAGCACUUUAACAAAACAUUGUAAGUCAGUUUUUCGUAAAUAUGUCAUCUUAUGUUGCUGUAGCCAAGAUGUCUUUUAUGAAGAAAGCUACAGAUAUAAAAAAAUAUGAUUUACAAAGUUUUGGGAAAGUAGCUCCCAGGUUCCUGAUCUGUUGGGCUAAUAUAUGAUCUGCAAUGACCUUAUUUUUUAGUGUCCUGUAACUGAUCCAGAUACGUUAUAAGGAACAUAUUUGUUUUUUCCCUGUCCAGUAUUUGCUUAUAUUAUUUGGAAAAUGUACUUUUUUUCAGAAAAGGUAGUCUUACCCUUAAACAUCUUAAAAAAGGGUAACUUUCCACUAAACAUUUUUGAAUUGAUAACCUUUCUCUAAUCUUUAAAAUACAUAACUUUUCAGUAAUCAUUCAAGUGUAAAAAAUAAAAAUAAAAAGUGAUCUAUUUUAUUAAUCUGAGAAGAGCAUUGGUUGCUUAAGAUAAAGAUGCAUUUGUAAUUAGUGUACCCCAGAACAUGUGUAAUGAGGAAAAUUUGUCAUAAGUUGAUUGUUAUUUUUAUCAUAUUAAUAAGACCUGUGUACAUUUUUUGUGAGAGUUUCUAUGUACUAGAACAUCUUGGAGGUUAAUUUUUUUGUAAAAAGAAUGUCUGUUUUAUGUUACAGGUCUUAACAUUGUUUUAAUGGCAGUUGAUAUAUCAUACAUGUGCAUGUCAGUAACACUGUAAUGUCUAAUUGGUACAGUAUUCCAGGCUCUUGUACAUUGUGUUGGAUUUUAGCAGCAUGUGUCAAUCACAAACUCAGCUCUGUGUUUGUAUGAAUAUAUUCCACAAGGGGGGAAAUUUAAGUUAACACAUAUACAACUGGCAAAUUUAACCCAUCCUGUAAUGAAUUAACACUUUCCAGUUUUCCUUGUGAUGAAAAAAUGCGUUUGGCAAAGGUGAAAGGUUAAAUAAUUCCCGUGCCUCACUGUUAAUGCACUGGGUUGCAAUACACUGGCUAUACCAAAGGUCAUGCAUUUGUGGACUAAGGAAAGAUAUUUCUUUGAGUUUUUCAAAAGGUUUAAAAAUCAGUAUUGCCUGUGUAUGAGCACCUGUUCCCUCGCUUAUCCCGUGGUAUUGUUCACUUUUGGACUUUUACCAUAUCUGCUGAAAUGUAUUCAGAAUCAGUCAGUUCAUGUAUUCUAGUUUUAUGCUCAAACAUACAAAUUUACUAGUAUUCAGUUCUUCUUUUUGUAUAGGUAUAUUCAGCUUUUGUUGUACUUUUCUCUUUUCUGCGUUUUAUCGUAUAACUUUAAGACACCCUUUUUUAUUUAGAUUUCAUAUCAUUUGUUUCAUCAAAGUAUUAAGUAAAACUGUCAUCUUGGUACUAAGAGAUACAUUUGUCUGUAUGCACAAACUAUGUACAGUUCCUACAGUUGACUAUUAAAAACUGUUUAUUCACUUGUACUUAAUAUCAAAAAAGGCUACUCAAGUAUCCAGAAUAGAAUUUUGAUUGAUUUCAUUGAAUUGUUAGCUCUUCUUGCAGGUUGUUCAUUUGGAGACUAAGUUGAGGGGGGUAUUAAGGGCAAAAAAAUAUACAGUAAGUCUUGAGAAGACUGCAUGUAAAAGCUGAUAACUUUCACUGUCAAGUUAAACUUGAGUUUAGAAUUGGACAGGAGCUGGAAAAUGUUGCUAAUUCGCAUUGGGUGUUCUGUUCUGUGCAACGGCUCAAUGUAAAUCUAAUCUGAGGUGGCCUGUACUUCAUUCUAUGCAUACGUUGUUUAGUCGAGUCCCAUUCACAGCUUGUGCGUUAUGUGUCAUCCAGGAACAGACCAAAGCCUUGUUGGAGACCAUUCUUACUGUUGUGACCAAGGUUUAUGAUUACAUCUUCAUGUAUUAUAUAGCCUGUGACCCGUCAUUGUGUAUAGCCAAAUAAGUCAUGGAAUAAAUACAAAUUGAUACGAUA